AUGUCCUUUCAGCCGUCUGAAAAGGUCUCCAUCGAGGAACAUCCGCGGCCAAGUGCUCUCAGCAGUUCAUGGUCAUCAUCGAUCGCUUUCUUUUCUCGGCGAGUUGGCAACCUUUGCACCGUGGUCCUCAUUCCGGCAAUCUUUCGUGAUGCGUUCUGGCGACCGUGCUGCGACUUCGAAUCAUGGCGGCAGAAGCAGAGCCGAAGGCGCCGCCAAGCGCAAAAGAGCAGAAGACGUUUCUCAAGCAAUGGACGUCGUCAAGGAGCAUCUCUUCCCCAUGGCUGCUUCCUUCAACGCGUGGACGCAUGUCACGGAUGUCACCGCAGUUCAAUGUCCUUUCAGCCAUCUGAAAUGGUCUCCAUCGAGGAACAUCCGUGUCCAAGUGCUCUCAGCAGUUCAUGGUCAUCGUCGAUCGCUUUCUUUUCUCAUUGUCAGCGCGAUUUGGCAACCUCUGCACCAUGGUCCUCAUUCCUGCAAUCUUUCGUGAUGCGUUCUGUGACUUCGAAUCAUGGCGGCAGAAGCAGAGCCGAAGGUCCUGCCAUGCGCAGGGAAGACGUUUCUCAGGCAAUGGAUGUCGUCAAGGAGCAUCUCUUCCCCGUGGCUGCUUCCUUCAACGCGUGGACGCAUGUCACGGAUGUCACCGCGGUUCAAUGUCCUUUCAGCCGUCUGAAAAGGGCGAGUUGGCAACCUUUGCACCAUGGUCCUCAUUCCUGCAAUCUUUCGUGA
Symbiodinium sp. CCMP2592 is the source of this 726-nucleotide messenger RNA. The record is from the annotation of a GenBank genome assembly. NCBI's taxonomy places the organism in Eukaryota, Dinophyceae, Suessiales, Symbiodiniaceae.